UUUCAUCCAAAGUUGAUCUUUUAGGAAAUGGGCGAACACAAUAAAAUAUUACCUCGUCCUAUUUUUCGUCGAGACGUCAGCUGGGACCCUUUCCCCAACUGGACGCAGCCCAGUCGCAUCUUCACCCAGGAUUUUGGUCUUCCUCCGUUCCUGGAGCCCAGUGAUCUGGACUGGUUGGACUGGGCCAGGAGGAGGCUGGCGUCCUUCUCGUGGCCGGCCCACGCGCAAACCCCUCUCCUGCCUGUGUUCAGUGGUCAGAACCCUGCGGCCGGUGACCACAGGAGGCCCAGACAAGCGGCCGGAGCGAUGUCAGAGGUCCGAACGGGUCAACACAGCUGGAGGAUUCAGCUGGACGUCAACCAUUUCACACCUGAAGAGAUCACAAUAACAACAAAGGACGGAUACCUGCUGAUAUCAGGAAAUCAUGAAGAAAAACAAGACGAGCACGGAUUAGUUUCAAGAUGCUUCACACGCAAAUAUAAGCUGCCCCAGGGGGUGGACCUCCAGCAGAUCACCUCCUCCUUGUCCUCUUCUGGCCUUCUGUCUGUGGAGGCUCCGGUCCCAGGGUCGACCGUCAUCUCUUCAGCCUCUGAGGUUGUCAUACCUGUUCAGAUCCGACAGAUGGAACCUGCAGAGAAAUGAGCGACAAGCAGAAGACGAAGCCGACAGAAUGGAGCUGCAGGUGUUUGGAGUUGGUC
Sphaeramia orbicularis (orbiculate cardinalfish) is the source of this 698-nucleotide messenger RNA. Its product is annotated as heat shock protein beta-1-like. Gene Ontology annotation, cellular component: nucleus; cytoplasm. The coding region runs from base 28 to 642 and encodes 204 amino acids. Gene Ontology annotation, biological process: protein refolding; response to heat; negative regulation of apoptotic process. Lineage: Eukaryota; Metazoa; Chordata; Actinopteri; Kurtiformes; Apogonidae. The record is from RefSeq and is a predicted model, not a curated record. The transcript is spliced from 3 exons.